This is a messenger RNA of Dibothriocephalus latus, 1827 nucleotides long. The record is from the annotation of a GenBank genome assembly. Lineage: Eukaryota; Metazoa; Platyhelminthes; Cestoda; Diphyllobothriidea; Diphyllobothriidae.
AUGAACGGCGACAUUAGCCGUAUACCAAUUCAGUCUUUGGGAGCUGUAUUUAGUCUUACGGAUAUUUUACCCGAGCUGCCUUUGCCUUCUGCUCUUCCAUAUGGACCGGGUAACGAUACCUUCCUGUCGGACUCGGUCUUGUCCAAUGACGCCGUAAGGUGCUUGCUUUCAAAAGACGAAACUCUCACGUCGAUACUAGCGGAAGCUCUGACGAAUGUCUCAACCGAUAAUAUCGAUCUCAACGACAAUCCGUCGACGGAGGCGCUUGACGCUUCUAAUCUUCCACCCUUGCUGGUGUCUGUUCUCCAGAAAAACGACUCCGUUUUUCACCGUAAACGCGGACCUUAUCUGGAAUCACAGAAAAGACACGUUGUUCCAAAUUGCAAAUGGAAUUCCCAAUCCACUAACGACCCGAAUGGAUCGCUUGAUGAAGUUUCGGAUGUAAAUGUGAACCCUGACGAAAAGAAGAUUCUUCUCAAGUUUUCAUUUAAACGUCCUCCUGCCGAUGAUUCUACUUGUAAUCCUCAGUCCACCGAGUCAAAAGCCAAGAAAGAAAAGAAAACAAAGCGGUCUAAAGAUCACGAUCGCAAGAGGCAUCGAAGUCGGGAGUCCAAACAGCCAAACCUUUCGGUUAGUAAUCUGCUGGAGUCGAAGUCUAACCAAGGUCUACCUUUCUCCAAACCGACUUCUAAUGCUAUCGAUCCCUUGACAGUGUCGCCGCAGCUCGUUCUAUCUGCCAACGGCACUGCUCCUAUGCCUACCAAGCUAACUAGUGUUGUUCCUUCCAACUUCACAAGUUCAGGGCAGCUUGAUCAGAAAACAUCACUUCCGCCUCCUUCCACCUUGUCUCCGAACAGUAUGCUUGAAGGAAUAGCUGCUAUAAGCAAUCCCUCUUCCCACCCCGCCGAUUUACGCAUGGUCUUUGACACGUCAAUUAUAAAUUCAAGCUCAAGUAGAAUGGACUAUGCAUCCCCUGACCUUUUCCUCAAUGACCUUGCCGUGUCGCAUGCUUUCAAUUCUAGCACAUCAAAUCCUGUUGCCCCUGCUCCACCAAAUUUUUCUGUCAUAGACUACGACAAUUACAUUCCUACGGAUCUCCUGGGCAUGAGUUCAAGCCUUGCUCCAUCAGUAUGCUCUGGUCCGCUGUUUUCUGGCGAAACCGGCCAAGCAAGCAAUUGUUCCCCUUCCCAAGAAAGCAAGGUUUAUCGGGGUUCAUUCAUGGUGGCCUCUCACUUGGAUUAUGAUUUAAAGCGACCCGCCCAAGACCAAGCUUUGUUUUUGGAUAACAUUCCUACCUCCACCUCCGUUUCGGAAUUUAACAACAAUGCUCUGCACAUGUCAACUCCUCAGAAGAUGUCUGCUAGUCAUUUAAAGGGUUAUGAUAUAGCCAGUCUUGCAGAUCCCAUGUACCAGGUCACGCCCAUGGGCCUGGCGAGUUACCUCAACUCCUCGCAACAGAAUCCCAAACCAACACCCUCCAUGCAGUCACCUACCAAUGCGCAUUUACAUUCCAUCAAUAAAGCCUUUAAUUCAUCAGGAAAGCCACCAAGAAGAAGACCAAUGGUAUCCAGACGUCGACGCCGUAAUGAGCUGGAAGAUCUCCGCUCCUGGGCUGUAAAAUACCCCUCUGGAACACCGACCUCUGCGUCCCUCAAAACGAACGCGGCAGACAGACUGUCCGACGAAGCUUCCUCGUGGGAUACUACCAUUGGAAGCUACAGCCAGGCACUUGGUGAACGGGCUAAAAGAAGAAAACGGAUGGCUCAUCAUUCUAGUGCCCUUACAUCGGAUUUUGUUUACGAGAACGACAAGGACUACCCCAAGUGA